AUGAAGAGUUUCGCUUCCUUUCUUACUAUCACCGGUGCACUGUUGCACUCGGUUUCGGCGCACUAUAUCUUCAGCAAACUCGUUCUGGACAAUGAAGUUUCUGAGGAUUGGCAGUACAUCCGCGAGACCACUCGGGACAAGUGCUACAUGCCCACGAAGUGGAGUUCCACUUUCGACAAUCUGACUCCUAGCGAUACCGACUUUCGUUGCAAUUUGGGCUCUUUUAGUAAUGCCGCCAAGACCGAGGUCGCUGAUGUCGCUGCUGGUGACACUAUUGGCAUGAAGCUAUUCUACGAUGGUACCAUUGCGCACCCUGGACCUGGUCAAGUCUACAUGUCUAAGGCAACUACCGGCAAUGUGAAGGAGUACGAGGGGGAUGGUGACUGGUUCAAGAUCUGGGAAACGACUAUUUGUGAGGAAAGCGGCGAUCUCACUUCGGAUGCUUGGUGUGCGUACGGAAUGUCGCAAUUCGAAUUCCAGAUUCCUGAGAAUACCCCAGCCGGCGAGUACCUCGUUCGUGCUGAACAUGUCGGUCUCCAUGGUGCGCAGAACAAUGAGGCUGAGUUCUUUUAUAGUUGCGCCCAGGUCAAAGUCUCCGGCUCCGGCAGUGGCUCUCCAAGUGUUACUUACAAGAUUCCGGGCCUCUACGAUAACAAUAUGACUUUAUUCAAUGGUCUCAACCUCUGGACGGACUCCCUGGAUACAGUCAAAUCGGACAUUGCCGACACGCCAAUUGGGGAUGAGGUCUGGAGCAGUGGCAACAGCAGAACAUCGUCCGCUUAA
Messenger RNA from Penicillium argentinense, 783 nucleotides. Its product is annotated as lytic polysaccharide monooxygenase auxiliary activity family 9 protein. The transcript is spliced from 3 exons. The coding region runs from base 1 to 783 and encodes 260 amino acids. NCBI's taxonomy places the organism in Eukaryota, Fungi, Ascomycota, Eurotiomycetes, Eurotiales, Aspergillaceae. The record is from RefSeq and is a predicted model, not a curated record.